Molecule: messenger RNA, 1374 nt
Organism: Glycine soja
Lineage: Eukaryota; Viridiplantae; Streptophyta; Magnoliopsida; Fabales; Fabaceae
Product: probable WRKY transcription factor 11
Exons: 3
Coding region: 152-1117 (321 amino acids)
Biological process (GO): regulation of DNA-templated transcription
Molecular function (GO): sequence-specific DNA binding; DNA-binding transcription factor activity
Source: RefSeq, a predicted model, not a curated record
AUAUCUAUGCUUGGAUUGACGAAGCUUGGUUGACUUUCUGACCCUUUUAUAUCCUCCUCUUCCUCUCUAGUUUCUCCCAUCCACACCAAAAAAACAAAAAAAACAAGACACCAACCAAAGUUUCAGUUUCUCUCUAUUCUAACGUUGUUGAAUGGCAGUAGAUCUGGCAAAUAUUAGGAUGGAAGAGAAUAUGGCGAUUCAAGAAGCAGCUUCCGCUGGGUUGAAGAGUAUGGAGCAUCUGAUUCGCGUCCUUUCUUCUCAAAUCCCUUCUGCUUCGUCUUCUUCUUCUAACGCACACCACCACCGUCUUAAUCUCAACCACCUUGACUGCGCGGAAAUCACCGACUUCACUGUCUCCAAGUUCAAACAAGUCAUCAACUUGUUGAAUCGCACCGGCCACGCUCGCUUUCGUCGCGCACCUUCUCAUCCUUCUCCUUCAAUUUCUCCCUCUCAAACUCAACUUCAGCCACAACCACAACCACCACAGACGCUGACUCUUGAUUUUGCAAAACCUGUUAUGGUAAAGUCAAAUCCCAACCCUAACCCUUCUUCUACCGAUUUGUCGGUUUCUCAAUAUUCUAAGACCAAGGACACAACCACCUUUAGUAUAUCCCCUCCCAUGUCCACCACCACUUCUUCCUUCCUGUCAUCCAUCACCGCCGACGGCAGCGUCUCUGACGGCAAGAUCGGCCCCGCCAUCCUCGCCGCCGGCAAGCCUCCUCUCUCCUCAUCCCACCGGAAAAGGUGUCACGACGCCACUCUCUCCGCCGGAAAAGCCUCUUCCUCCGCUCACUGCCAUUGCUCCAAGAGAAGGAAAUCUCGUGUGAAACGAAUGAUACGUGUGCCGGCGAUAAGUUCGAAGAUUGCCGAUAUCCCAGCGGACGAGUACUCGUGGAGAAAGUAUGGUCAAAAACCAAUCAAGGGAUCACCUUACCCACGAGGGUAUUAUAAGUGCAGUAGCGUGAGAGGGUGUCCGGCGAGGAAGCACGUGGAGCGAGCCCAGGAUGACCCCAACAUGCUCAUCGUUACCUACGAGGGAGAGCACCGUCAUCCGCAACCGCGUCUGCCGGAAACUUCUGCCGGCGCCGCCGCGGAUUUUGUCUCUCAGCCUGUUUAAGCGAGGGAGGAGAUCGGCAAAGCAUGGCACCGACAGAGAUGAGUGAUUUUGCAAUUAACGGGGGGAAAGAAAAAGAAGGGAACUUCUUGCAAGCGAGGGAAAGAAAAGAAAAAGAAGCCAAGUCAACUUUUGCUUUGUUGUGGACCAAAAGAGUCGUCUACUGGAUGGAUAAGGACUUUUAUGUAAAUUUGACAAAAAAUUAUGAAAUACUAUACUUAGACAUGUUUUUUUGUUCUUAUUUAAUAGACAUUCAUUCA